Messenger RNA from Manis javanica (Malayan pangolin), 1548 nucleotides. It is a transcript of the gene RGS9BP, whose product is annotated as regulator of G protein signaling 9 binding protein. NCBI's taxonomy places the organism in Eukaryota, Metazoa, Chordata, Mammalia, Pholidota, Manidae. The record is from RefSeq and is a predicted model, not a curated record.
GCAUGCGGAGGCCAGGGGUCUCGCCCCGCGGAUGGCCCUUUACUGGUAGCUUUGCAGAAAGGAGGUUACCAGUCAAGAGGCACAACACUCCCGUCGUUGACAGAGUCUGGGAACCAGGGUCCCUGGUUCUACUCCUCUCUCUUGAAUGGGCGUCGCAUGCCCAUUCCGAGCCUCCGGAACUCCACCCACCUUUUUUUUAAACCAGGGCUUCAGUUUCCCAUCUGUGAAACAGAGGAGAGUUGAAUCUGCCAAGCGAUCAUAUUCCAGAACUGUAAUGGGGUGCAGAGGAGGAGGAAAUGGGGGACCUACACGUGAUAGCCCCGCGUGGGGCCCCGCCUAUCCGUGGUCCACGGGAUGGAAGCGCCCGGAGAGGACAGAAAGGAGUGGGCGGAUCCUAACAACCGAACCUGGUCGCCCUAGACAGCAUGCUAAGGCAGAGCAUGGGGCGUGGUAGCUGGCCAACCCUGGCGACGGCACGGGAGAAUGAUGGGGCAUCUGCUGGUGAUUUGGGCUUCUCAGGGGGCCACCGUGAAGGCGAGGGCCGGGCAGAGACUCGGCCUGUGACCCGGGGUGCAUUUGGGGAGGAUGGACGAGAGGACCGGAGACAGCUACCGGAGGCUCCUUCUCAGCGGCAGGUGCGCGGAGGCGCUAGUCGCGGGUCCUGAGAGCCUCUGUCGACAGUAGCGUCAGCAUAAAGUGUGUCUGGGGCCAUGAAGAGCGCGCGGGCCGCUGUCCCAAGGCCGCAGUCGGGGCUGGUGGCGUCCUGCCGCGCUGAAGGCGUGAGGCCGAAAGGGGCGCUGGCGGUCAGAGCGCACAGCCAUGGCGCGAGAAGAGUGCAAGGCGCUGCUGGACGCGCUCAACAAGGCGACCGCAUGCUACCACCACCUGGUGCUGACCGUCGGCGGCUCGGCGGACUCGCAGAACCUGCGUGAGGAGCUGCAGAAGACGCGCCAGAAGGCUCAGGAGCUGGCAGAGGCCAUCCGCGCCCCGCUGACUGCCGCCCUGCGCGAUCGGGGCCUGGGCGCCGAAGAGCGCGCCGAGUUCGAGCGCCUCUGGGUGGCCUUCUCCAGCUGCCUGGAUCUGCUGGAAGCCGACAUGCGGCGCGCGCUGGCGCUGGGCGCCGCUUUCCAGCUGCAUGCGCCGCGGAGGACGCUCGUGCGCACCGGGGUGGCAGGCUGCGGGACGGGCAUAGCAGCGCGCGCUCUGAGCGCCCGCAGCCUGCAGCACGAAGCGGACAGCGAUUUCGACGUGAACGACCAGCUCGAGCUAGAGCGGGAGAUCCUUCAGGUGGAGGAGAUGAUUCACGACAUGGAGAUGAAGGUCAACGUGCCCCGCUGGACUGUGCAAGCCCGGCAGGUUGCAGGAGCCGAACUCAUGUCCAGUGGCAGCGCCGGCGCCUCCUCGGCGCGCGGCGUGUCCACGGAGGAGCGUGCGCGGCCCUGUGACCUGAGCAAGGCUCUGGCCGCCACCGUUUUCAGCGCCGUGCUGCUGGCAGCUGUGGCCCUGGCCGUCUGCGUGGCGAAGCUGAGCUGACCGACACCUGACGGA